CUCACUCGAAACGCCUGCAAUGGAAGACACCGACGCCCUUGGAGAGCGUUUUUCUCGAAUGGGAAUCGCUGCAGUAAGGAGGAUGUUUGAUUUCUUGUUUCGAUCCGCUUACAUCGGUGACCUUGCUCCGUUCAAUAAUAUGGUGAGCAAGAUGGAUAGGGAAGAUUACAUCCCAAGAUCUCUAGGGGCAAGGAAUGCGGAUGGUAAGGGCUUUUUACAUUUGGCGGCUGCUGGAGGAAGAAAAAGGGUGUGUAAGUAUUGUUGGAGGUGGGAAAUGUCGACGUCAAUAUGAAGGAUUGGAUAGCUGGUGAGACUUCUCUGCAUCAUGCAAUUUCUAAGGGGCGUUUUGCUACUGUUGUUUUUCUUCUCGAGAAUGGAGCCCAUCCCAAUGCUAGGACUCAGAGGAGGCGGACUUCCUUGGACUACACUUUAAAAUUAGGAGAUCUUUUUUUAGUUAAUAAAUAUAAAAAAUAAUA
This is a messenger RNA of Rubroshorea leprosula, 476 nucleotides long. NCBI's taxonomy places the organism in Eukaryota, Viridiplantae, Streptophyta, Magnoliopsida, Malvales, Dipterocarpaceae. The record is from the annotation of a GenBank genome assembly.